GCCUGGCGUCCCGGUUCACGGGCUCUCCACAGCUGCCUGCCGCGCAGUUGCAGCGACUCGCCCACACUCCGCGUCCCCGGCCGGGAGACCGACUGAGCUGCCGGGAUAGAGCGCUCGGUUUUUGAGAGCUUCUACGCGGCGUCUACCUUUUUUUUUUUCCAUCUCGGGUGGAAGCGGACGGUUUUGUGUCCCGGGCAGCGUCCAUGGAGACGCCGGGGGUAGACAGCCGGGUUCCGGGCGCCGCAGCCGGGGCAGAGCUUCGAUGGAUGGGCGGCAGGCUGCUGGACGCCACGGGGGGCUUCGUCGGGUCUCUUUCGCCGAGAAUCCCAGGGGAGCAGGACUUUACCCCGGUGUUGCAUCGAUUGACUCCCACGGAGACAACGACCUCCGCGGAGCCCGAAAUAGACUACGAAGGGCUGCCUCCAGGAGCGGCGACCAGCACGCACAUGCUGGCGGGGUCCGUGGCCGGAAUCAUGGAGCACUGCCUCAUGUACCCCAUCGACUGUGUCAAGACCCGCAUGCAGAGCCUCCACCCGGAGCCGGCGGCGCGCUACCGGAACGUGAUGGACGCCCUGCGGCAGAUCGUGCGGACGGAGGGCGUGUGGCGGCCGAUCCGGGGCGUGAACGUGCUGGCGGUGGGGGCGGGGCCUGCCCACGCGCUCUACUUUGCCAGCUACGAGAAGAUCAAGUUCUCGCUCAGCGACUCCGUCCACCCGGGCGCCAACAGCCACUUCGCCAACGGAGUGGCAGGUUGCGUAGCAACAGUGCUGCACGACACCAUCAUGAACCCAGCUGAAGUCGUGAAACAGCGGAUGCAGAUGUUCAACUCCCCGUACCGCGGCGUGCUGGACUGCGUGGGCUCUCUGCUGCGGCGCGACGGCCCGGCGGCGUUCUACCGCAGCUACACCACCCAGCUGACCAUGAACGUGCCCUUCCAGGCGCUGCACUUCAUGACCUACGAGUACCUGCAGGAGCUGCUCAACCCGCACAGACAGUACAACCCGUCCUCCCACGUGGCGUCGGGCGCGCUGGCCGGGGCCCUCGCCGCCGCCGCCACCACCCCGCUCGACGUCUGCAAGACCCUCCUCAACACGCAGGAGGCGCAGGCCGUGCACCUGCUGCGGCCCGCCGCCGCCGCCACCACUUCGGCCCCCGGCGCGCGCCACAUCUCGGGCCUCGGCGAGGCCUGUCGGACGGUGUACCGGACGGGCGGCGCGCCGGCCUUCUUCAAAGGCGUCCACGCCCGCAUCAUCUACCAGAUGCCGUCCACGGCCAUCAGCUGGUCCGUCUACGAGUUCUUCAAGUACGUCAUCACGGAGCGGCGGCACGAGCGGAGCCGGCGGCGCGGGGGAGGCGAUCGAGACGGCGCCAAAUGAAGUCGAGUUCAAAGCGCCGCGGAGACGCUUGGUGUCUGGAAUGUCUGUUGAUGCCGGAGGCUCCGCCCCCACCGAGCCAGCUGUUCAUCCCCUGCGUUGGUCGCCGAAAAACGUUAUUAUUUGUCAUUAAAAGCAAACGUAACCCUGAUACAAAUACCUAAGAACUGCAUCACGACACGUCGCCGGCUGCCCACAGGGGGGCGCUCUUCUGUUCAACAUAUCAAGAUUAAGUGCAGCAGAAAACGUGAUGCCCCAUCGCAGGAUCCCUGUUAUUGACUCGUGUGGUUCUAGUUUUGUUCACAUCACCGCAGCACUUAAAGCGACUUCUUCAAUAUCAAGACGAUACUGAAGAAGAAGAAGAAGAACGCGGGAUAACGUGUACGCCUGCCUUCAGUUAGCCGCUCACAUCAAACGCACAACUACUAGAGAGGAUGACAUUGUACAUAAUAUACAGUAAAUAUAUAUAAACUCUACUGGGUUACGUUUCUAAGCAAGCCUCUAUGUCGACUCGAAUACAGAGAGGGGAUGAUGUGGUAGAUUGUCGACUAAGAGAAGCUUGACUACUAUGAAUUAAAACGCACCGUACGGAUUAAACUGGGGUUUAAAAAUGUGUCGUCCGUGAGGAGUUCAAAGGUCGGGGAACCGGGACUCGUUGGCACGACACUAAUGUGCAAAAGCUUGACGCCUGUAUGUUGUGAAGUGUAAAUAAAGUGGAGAGGCAGCUCCUCGCAGAAGCAGGGUCUUCUCUUGGUGCUGGCUCGCAAAGAGAGAACUUA
Gasterosteus aculeatus aculeatus (three-spined stickleback) is the source of this 2152-nucleotide messenger RNA. Its product is annotated as mitoferrin-2. Gene Ontology annotation, biological process: iron import into the mitochondrion. Gene Ontology annotation, molecular function: ferrous iron transmembrane transporter activity. The record is from RefSeq and is a predicted model, not a curated record. Gene Ontology annotation, cellular component: mitochondrial membrane. Lineage: Eukaryota; Metazoa; Chordata; Actinopteri; Perciformes; Gasterosteidae.